GAGCGCCUUCACCAACGAACCCAACAGCCCGAUCAUAAGAAGUAUCGGCAGCUUAAAUCAACGGUUUCAUUUGAUCGUACGGGUAACCAUCAACUGCCGGGAUUGAGAAAUCGAUCUGGAGAUGUUGGUUCCUACAUGGAUGGCAGCCAAGGACGCUUGACUGCCUGUUACUGUUGCAUGGAUUCGCACUAUCUCCUCAUCAUCGUUGGUAUAGGUUUGUUGAUUCUCGGAAUAGUAUUGCUAUGGGUAACGGAUCGUCACGUUCGAACAGGCUGGCUGCUCGCCAGAACCGGCUUGAUCGUUCGAACUGGCGCACUGGAGGAUUGUCGCUUGCGAACGAAUUCCAUUCUGAAGAACUCGCAAACUAACUAUUGGAACAAGCAAGUCAGGUUCGUCGCACGUGAAGCCUUUAGACGGGAUGCACACCGAAUAAAACAAAUGAUACGACGGAUUCAACAUGAAAGAUUACAGAUUUAUCAAGGAUAUCUUAAUGAACUUUGCACUGUUGAUCGUACGCGACAAAAUCUGCAGAACAUGGCGAGAAAAGCAAAUCCUUCUCCGGCCUAUCCACCAACGAUGGAAGCAAUAUCCAUGUCAGAACCAACAUCGUGUUCGUUGUUUGAUGCAAGUGGGCAGCUUAAAAGUUCAGUGCAGAAUCACAUUAGUGAACAAUUUCAUGGAUCCAAUAACCAAACCUCUGACGGGAAGUUGGACCAUGAUUUUCUUCAAAUACCUUCCUGUGUUUUUACUCCAAUCGUACCAGCUACAUACGCUGAAGGUCAGUCUUCUCGCAUUAUUCGGCUGACCAAAUCGAGGGAUGUCCUCUGGAGAGGUAACGCAACUUUUGUUUCAGCAACGAAUCAGUCAAAGAACUCGCGCUUCAAAUCCGGUGAUCCGUUACCCGAGGAGCUAGGAAUGGCCCUAUCUACGGGAAGCCUAGCAUUGCUACUAAAUGCCUGUCAGCAGCUCAUCUUAACUGGACUAACUGUUACAUUGGCGAUGGUUGGUUUUUUGGUGUGCCUUCAGUUGGCUAAGUUUUUGGCACAGCGGUUGCUGCCGAUUCGAACAAGGAAGGUCUUAUUAGUCACUACUCACCCGGUUCAUCCAGCAAACCCGCCCUGCUUCCAGACAAUAUGAAUUCUUCUGAAGGAUUUCAGUUAUCAGGGACCUCAGCCAAGGAUCUCUUAGCUCCCUUGUAACUACUCAGUUUCCUUAGGAGAUCUCUACUCUUGCCUCGUGCGUUGAUGGAUGGAGAUUGCCCAAGUCCUGUACAGUCAUCUGUAUUCGUUUUUACUCUCGUCUUUUCGAAGAACCGGCAUGCCCCGAGUAUGCGGAUUUUCUGAAUUCUUGCUGUUUUAUCCAUCAAAUUUGUGAUCACUUUCAAGUAUCAACCACACACCGGCGAGUUCCUCUCCUCUUAAACGCAUCUCCUAUCAAAGUUUCUCAUCAUCUUGUACAAGGAAUCAGGACUUUACCUUUCUUCCAGUGAGUAAACUUUGGGGAAACAUGUCUCAUCAUAUACUCUAGUGCAUACCAAGCAUCUGACCAAUCCUCAUUCCAUCUCUAGCUUGAAUUUAGGACUUCGAAAUUCUUCCUAUUGUUCUUCAGUUCUAACACUUCCAAAUUACCUCGACACUUUCAAUCAGUGAUAUUUGUGUUUGACGAGCGCCUGCCGAUUCUUGUACACAAAAUGGUAAAAUCCCGUUGAGAUUGUGAUUGUCUAUUCUGCACUUCUGCCCCACAGAGUGAAAAAGCUCGGUUUGACCAAAAUAUAAUGUCAAC
Molecule: messenger RNA, 1782 nt
Organism: Opisthorchis viverrini
Lineage: Eukaryota; Metazoa; Platyhelminthes; Trematoda; Opisthorchiida; Opisthorchiidae
Exons: 5
Source: RefSeq, a predicted model, not a curated record